Molecule: messenger RNA, 8308 nt
Organism: Passer domesticus (house sparrow)
Lineage: Eukaryota; Metazoa; Chordata; Aves; Passeriformes; Passeridae
Product: 1-acyl-sn-glycerol-3-phosphate acyltransferase alpha-like
Biological process (GO): phosphatidic acid biosynthetic process
Cellular component (GO): membrane; endoplasmic reticulum
Molecular function (GO): 1-acylglycerol-3-phosphate O-acyltransferase activity
Source: RefSeq, a predicted model, not a curated record
GCUGAAGCCUCUGACCCCAACUCCUGUGUGGUGCAGAGCUAUGAAAGUCAGCACUGAUGGGUGGGAGGUAUUGACUGGGGUGUCCCAGUCUCUCCAGCUCUGGUUUGCCACUCCUGGUUGUCUAAUUGUGACAUAGCCCUGUGUCUGCUCAGCCCGUCAGGGACAGAGUAUCAUUCAUUACCUGUUGACUUCAGCAGUUCUCCUCUGGGGGAGGAUAUGACUGGCUCAAAAUCACCCACAACCCCUCUGUGUGCACUGAGCACAAAAAAAUCACUGAGCUGAUUUUUUUUCUUUUUCUUUUUAGCCAAGCUGAAAUUUGGAUAAUUUGACUUACUUUAUCAACUUGAUCAAACAUAUACAAUGUUGGUACAGCAACAUGGGGACUGUCCACAGGGUGCUUGGUGUGUGCCUGCCUUGGCCAGUGGAGCUCCUGAAGUGGGGGCUGCCUCCUGCAGCAGCUAGGAUGGGAUGGUUUGCUCUGAUCAGCCUCUGCUGCUGGUUUCAGAAGGGUAGCUCUCUCUCCCAGCUCCGUUGAGGCCUCAUUCACUUUCUUUCCCACCAGCAGCCUCCCCCAGCUGUUUCAGUCAGACCUGGAUGUCCAUCCCAAGUUCAUCCUGUCAGGUUCUUCUCCCGGUGUCAGCUACAUUUUUCCUCAGUGGAUGCCCACCAAGGUGGUCAGUGGGCUGCAGCACAUGGGGUGCAGAGACAGGCUGAGAAAGCUGUAUCUGCUCCGUCUGGAGAAUGAGAGUGGGAGCGAUUUGUGUCUCUCUGAGGAGUAGCUGUGAAGGUGGACAGUUCCCAGAGGCUCACAGGGAAAUGACCAGAGGUAACAGAUGCAGGUUACAACAAAGGAAGUAACCUUUAGACAAAGACAAACAUUAUUCCCUGUGAUAGUGCUGUGAUGCAGACACAGGGAUGAGAGAAAUCUUGGGUAUUCUUCCAAACCGUCUAGGCCUAGAGCAAGCUCUCUGGAUUUUCAGUUAACCCUGCUGUGAGCAGCUGGUUGAUCUGCAAACCUCCUGGUGUCCUUCUCCACUUCAAUUUCCCUGUGAUUUACAGUGAUAAACUGUUGUACUUCCUAGCCAGAGUUCAUCUGGCUGGGCUCUAAGCUAUCCCAUGUAUGCAAGUCUUGCAGCUCAGGCUGUUCCAUGCUGUUGCAUUCUUUUCUGUCAGGCCUGUCUUGAUACCACAGGAAUCUUGAUGAGCCAGAACACCUUUUCUUGUAAAACCUCUUCUCUUGUCAUUACAAGCACUUCCAGCCAUGCCUUAGCUCAUAAAUUGGUCUCUGAAGCGAAUCUGUGCCUUGUAAAACUGAGGGUUCAUCAUGGAGCUGCAGCCAGAGCAUCAUAAACAGUUUCCUCAGUCUAGAUGACCUUUGUCUAGUAUAUUUAUUCUGGAAUCCCUCUGAAAGUUUUAAUAUCAAUGUUAAUGCCUUUAAGUGACAAUAAGGGAUAAACUCCCUUUUGACCUGUUCACAUUUUGGAGGCUGGUGACUGAUGCUGUCCUUGGCCAGACCUAGCACUGCCCUUUGAUAACUUAUCAUAGAAACAUGGAAUAUCCUGAGUUGGAAAGUCCAACUUCUGGCCCUGCAGAGACUCCCCAGCAAUCCCACCCUGUGCCUGAGAGCAUUGCCCAAACACUCCUGGAACUCUGGCAGCCUUGGGGCCAUGUCCAUUCCCUGAGGAGCCUGUUCAGUGCCCCAGCACCCUCUGGGGGAAGAACCUUUCCUGAUAUCCAACCAAACCCCCCAACACAGCUCCAGUUGUUCCUUUGGGUCCUGUUCCUGAUUACCAGAGAGAAGAGAUUGGUGUCUGUACCUCUGCUUGUUCCAAUCCAUUUCAGAGUGGAUAUUUAUGCCAGCAAUUUUCAGUGGGAAUCACUCCCAUUUCAAAAUUCAGUCUCAUAUUUUGUGUUGGAACCAUUGCUUUGCAUUUGGAAGUCAGUUGUGAUCUUCAGCUUCACCAACACCUCUCUCACACAUUGCUGUGCUGACAACAGUCCAUCCUCUUCUGAGCCUUCAUGUGGUGAACAAGACAAUUUUCUUGGCCUUUUCCCACCACAUUUUCUCAAAGGAUCACUUUCCCUGCCUCCCCUCUCUCUCUUCUGGCCAAUAUAUGGCUGAGCAGAUCUGGGGAGUGGGAGAGUAAGUAAAACUUGGUGACAAAAGCUCAUGGUGUGACCAAGUCCCUCGUCUCCCUAUCUCAGACACUCUUAAAUUGAUUCAGGUCCUGGAAAAGGUGCAAAGACCCAGGGGCAGAAGGGAGUCAACUGGGCAUGGACACACUUGGUCUGGAGACUAGGAUCUUUAUUAGAGCUGGAUUUUCUGAAAACACCUUGCAGGUUAGGCAAGAGCCAACUGCUUCUGAAAUGGGAGCAGGAUGGAUCCAGGUGCUGGGGAUCCUUGCAACAGGAGAAAAUUACAGCUGUGGACUUUGGUAUCUGUGGGUUUGGAGCCUGAAUGUUGCGCUAGAUCUGAGCUGCCUGUCUGUCCAUGGUGAAUUGGGAAUGUCCUUGGCUUUCUCCAUAUUCAUCAGAGACACUAAUCAGCUGCUGGAAUCAAAGACCUCCUUACUCUGCACAACUCCCUGACAGAAGGGGGCAGCCAGGGGGAAUUUGGGCUCUGCUCCCAGGGAACAGGGACAGGAGGAGAGGGAAUGGCCUCAACUUACACCAGGGGAGGUUCAGGUUGGAUAUCAGGAGGAAUUUCUUCUUGGAAAGAGUUGUCAGACACUGGAAGGGGCUGCCCAGGACAGUGGUGGAGUCCCCAUCACCUGGAGGUGUCCAAAGAAGGACUGGACAUGGCACUCAGUGCCCUGGGCUGGUGACAAGGUAGGGAGACCAGUCACAGGUUGGACUCAAUGAUCCUGGAGGUAUUUUCCAACCUCAAUGUUUCUGUGAAGUCAUUGAAAAUUGAUGACAGUGACUUAAAAUAAUAAUUUUCAGUGGUUUGUGAGCUGUUGGGUGUUGCAGUGUGUUUUCUUAGUUUUAUAGGUAUGCUUACUGUUCGAUUUGUGAUUUUGCAAUCCCCUUAUGCCACUCCCAAGUUUUAAACCCCCACCUUCCCAGUUGUUAAUCCCUCCCAUCCCUGCCCUUUUUCCCCCGAAUCCCCCUUGCUCCCCACUCCUACUGGAUGUCAAUUCUCCCCUGAACCUGCCCUCUCUUCUGGAGAAUUCCCUGUCUAUUUUGUGUCCUUUGGAACCCUAUUAGUUUAUCCAAGUUAUUUCCCUCUCUAGUGUUCCUUUAUUGGUUCUAGUGAAAAAUACCCCGCCUUCAACCCCCCACAAACCAUAUCCCUAUUGGUUUGCUACCCUAAACCCCUCCUCCCGAGUGAGGUAUCAAAGCUCUUGCUAGCCCCAAGUCUUGGUCUUGGGUGCUAAUCAUGAAAUAAAGCCACCCCCAUUUCACCCCAAGGCCCGUGCUGCUGCCUUUGUUCCUGCGCUGAACCACCGCUGGUGGCUGGGCUUCUGUGGAGCUUACAAGGGGGUCUGUCACACCCCAUUGUCACCUAGCCAGGACAUAGUCCUCACCGUGACACUUGGGAACCUGCAGACUUCCUUGUACCUGAUAUUCUGGGUGGAUUUCUAUGUGCAGAGUUGUGUCAAAGGUUUCUUCUACAGCAGGAGACUCACAACAGCACCCUGGUUUGGAAACCACUGCUAUUAGUGCAGGACAGCCAUUCCACUCCUUUCACUGGCAUUACAUUUUAGGAACCUCUUUCUGGUACGUCAGGAUGAACCAGUUGUGAAUCAAAUUAACCUUCUCCCAGUUGCAAAAGGCCACAAUUUUGUACAGAUGAGGUACAGGAAAGGUUGGCAGACAUAGAAAAGGAACUGUUUGCUGGAUCAAAUCGUGGAGAAGCAGAAUGAAGCCAUGGUUUUUCUCUAAGCACUGGCUCCCCAGGGACCUGGUCUCUACAAGCACCAGUUCAGAGGGUCCCAGUGUGCACACAUGGGGCUCUUGUAGUGUCCAUGUGCUGGUGCAGGGACAGUUCAGAUACUGUGGAGAAGCUCUUUGCUUUAAUUGCCUCUCCUGUGGUUGCAGAGAAGCCUUGGGAGAGCUGAGAGGUGAGGCUACAGUCACCUCUCUUCAGUUUUCCAAUGAAAAUCAGGAGAAGAAGGGUCUAUGGCUAAGCCAGAGGACCAGGGAGAACAGGCAAUGCCAUUCUAUAUAAUUAUGUCUUUCCUCAGUUUCUUCAGGAAGUAUCACUGAGUCUUGCCCAUUUUACUGUUCUUAAGGAUUUGACUUUGGUCUUUAGGUUUUAGAAGAUUAUCAUUGUGGUUUUAUGGGUCCUUGGGCUAUUUCCUUUUGAUAAUCUGCAGCUCUCAGACCUGGCUGGAAUUGCGAGUCAUUGUUCUUUUGAAGUGCCAGUGCUAGAGCAAGGCCUGGUGGGCAGAUGAUGAAUCAUGAAACAUUUGUUUUUCAGCUCAGUUAUUCUGGCUGCUGCAAGUUCCUUUUCACGCAGUUGUUUUAGGAGAUGAAAUGCAGUUGGAGCAGUUCCAGGUUAUACCUGCAUUUUCCUGAUUUCCUCCUUGCUUAUGCAGAUGCUGUCUGAACAUGCACCUGCCUCUUGCCAGGAAAACAUUGGGAGUCACUGUUCUUGCUUUAUCUUUUUGUCUAGACUUGUGGCACUUUUCCCACUUUUCCCACUGUGCAUGCAGAAUGUCCAGCUGCUCAGCUUGGUCCCUCCAGUGCCUGGAUGUGUAGAGCAGGGUCUGACUGAUCAGAUCACUGUUUUUCUCUUUCUCCCCUCAAAAUACUGAUUUCUGGUUUCCUGGACAUCUUGCAGCUAGCUCACUUUGUGAAGAUCAAUGUUUGCACAAAGUGAGACAGCCUGGGGUCUUAGAAUCAUGGAAUCAGGGAAUGGUUUGGGCUGGAAUGGACUUAAAUAUCAUCCAGUUCCACCCCUGCCAUGGGCAGGGACAUCUUCCACUAUCCCAGGUUGCUCCACGGCCCAACCUGGUAUUGGACACUUCCAGAGAUAAGGCAGCCACAGCUUCUCUGGGCAGGGUUUGUGCUGUCCAAUGCAGCCUGCUCUUCCCCACUAAAGAUUGUCUUAAAAUUCCUCAGGGUUCCUCUUCCCAGAGCCCCCUGAAUGGGCUGUCCAAGCACUGCCAGCCCCACAGCCCCUACACACAUACAGUGCUGUGUUUGCCCUGUUGCCAUCCAGCCCUCCUGAAGCUCUUGCAGUGCAGUUGCUAAACUGGCUUCCCACAGUGAGCACAGCUCCCAGCAGAGAGCACAGCCUGGCUGAAGCCUCACUCCCAAACCUCAUUCCAGCUUUGCACCACCCACGCAUAGCUGAUGGAGGGAGUCUCACCUCUGCUCUACAUCACCAGCUGCUGUGACUCGUUCACUGCUCUGCUCAACACACUCUGGGCUGGAAGGAUGGAGCUUUUCCUCCUUCACUACCCCUUUACCUGUCUGCUCAUUGCCUUUCUAGUCCUCUAUCAGGUGAAACCUUCAUUCAGAUUCUUCUGCAAGAUGACCUUCUAUAAGUUGUGGCUCUUCACCAUAAGCAUUGGGGUUGCCAUCCUCAGUAUUCCUCGUGGACGUAACGUGGACAACAUGAUAUUUUUGCGCAUAUUGACCAUACCACUCAAAUACAUCUUUGGCAUUCAGAUAGUGGUGAAGGGCAAGGAGAACCUCAGGACCAAGAAACCUUUUGUUCUGGUGCUGAAUCACCAGACCUCCCUUGACAUCAUGGUGAUAAUGGAGAUAUUGCCAAGGCGCUGCGUGCCCGUUGCAAAGAAGGAGAUCCUGUACAUGGGCACAUUCGGCCUGGCCUGCUGGCUCGCAGGGGUCAUCUUCAUCGACCGCAAGAGGAGGGAAGAGUCCAUUGGCACCCUGACAGAGGUGGCACACUCCCUGCACAGGGACAACUUGCGUGUCUUGAUCUUCCCUGAAGGAACUCGCAAUCAUAGUGGCUCCAUGUUGCCCUUCAAACGUGGGGCCUUCCAGCUGGCUGUGAAAGCACAGGUCCCCAUUAUUCCUGUAGUGUUGUCUUCCUACAACAACUUCUACAACCAGAAGGAGAAGAAAUUUACACCAGGAAAGAUGAUCAUCCAGAUCCUGCCAGAAGUGGAUACGCUGGGCCUGGGCCCAGAAGAUGUUGCCAAGCUGACAGAGCAGGUCCGUGACUCCAUGAUCUCCACCUACCAGAGGAUAUCAGGAAUGACAAAUGGAGCUUCCCAUUAGUGAUCCCAUCUUCCAGCUCCAGCUGUGUGUGCCACAGUGGAGGGGAGGCCAUGACAACCACAGGAAGGUCUGGCAGCAGAGACAACUGUGGAUUGCAACGCUGACAAACCAGAGACAGGCAAAACAUCCACCAAGAAGAGAAGCUUCCAACAGGAAUGUUCUUGUGUUCCUCCUAGAGAACUGUGCCACCCAGUGAGACAGACACACAAUGGACAGCUGGACAUUUCUGUGUAAUCAUAUUGCUGAGAAUGUCCCAUCAGCUGGAUCCCAGGCAGAGCUGGGCCCUUCCUGUGAUCAUCGCUGCCUGUUUAUAACCACCUUUCCCUGUUCAGAUCCAACAAGGCAGAGGCAUUGAUCCCAAGCCUGUGACCAUGCUGCCUAGGAAGUGGCUGCCUUGGGGUUUGAGGGUUGCCACAUUUCCCUGGAAUACACUCAGGAGAAGGUGCUGUUUUCUUCCUCUUCCAUGGGGAGGAUUUGGGAGGUACCUCUGCCAUGAGAGACAGAAACCAAGGCAGCUUUGGGAGAGGAGAAUUAAAGACCUUACAUGUGUCUACAGGGCUUGGUGGUUUCUUUGGCAUAUUUAGCCUUCCUUUUAAGCUGUGGAAGAUUUUACUUUCAUGGCUGAGUACAUCUUCAAAGUGCAAGAGGGACAUGUCUGGGGGCUCAGAAACCAGAGGCAAAUCGCACGAGUAUGCUGCCUAAUAUCCUUGCUGUGCCCAGAUGGAAUCCUCAUCCCUGGAACUGUUGAAAAGAUGUGUGUAUCUGGUGCUUAGGGACAUGGUUUAGUGGUUGGCCUGGCUGUGCUAGGUUAAUGGACUUGAUGAUCUUGGAGUGCUUUUUCAACCUUACUGAUUCUGCAGUUGUGUGAUGAUUCUAUGAUAACCUCAUGAUUUUUAGCACAACCUUUAUAUCUUUCAACUCAAACACACUCUAGGAGCUGCAGCUCCUGAUUUCUGAGUCCAGCCUUCUAUCAGAGGAUGCCCACCAGCCACGAUGUGAUUUGCUUUUUUGUAUUGGUAUGUUUAGCUAUGAACCGUAGCCAAAGACUGUUUUGGACACAGGCCUGACUUACACAGAAUCACACAUAGAUUCACAGAAUCAUUUAGGUUGGAAAAACCCUCUAGGAUCAUCGAGUCCAACCUGUGAAUGACCCUACCCUUCUCAACCAGCCCAGAACACAGAGUGCCACAUCCAGUCCUUCCUUGGGCACCUCGAGGGAUGGGGACUGUACCACCUCCCUGUGCCCCUUCCAGGGUUUGACCACUCUUUCCAAAAAGAAUUUCCUCCUGAUGUCCACCCUGAACCUCCCCUGGCCCAGCCUGAGGCCGUUCCCUCUCCUCCUGUCCCUGUUCCCUGGAGCACAGCCCGACCCCCCGGCUGUCCCCUCCUGUCAGGAGCUGUGCAGAGCCACAAGGGCCCCCCUGAGCCUCCUUUUCUCCAGGCUGAGCCCCCUCCCAGCUCCCUCAGCUGCUCCUGGCCUUCUCUGGACAUGCUCCAGCCUUUCAAUGUCUUUCUUGCAGUGAGAGACCCCAGACUGAAUGCAGAAUUUGAGGUGGGGCCUCAGCGGUGCCAGCACAUGGGGACAGGCACUGCCCUGGUCAUGCUGGUCAGUGUGUCUGGCACAGCCCAGGGCCAUUGGACUUUUGCCCACCUGGGCACACUUGGGCUCUUGUUCAGCCACUGUCAACCAGCUCCCCCAGGCCCUUUUCUGAUGGAAAGAUUUCCAACCUCUCUUCCCCCAGCCUGUCAUUAAUGCCAACUGUAGAUGAGUGCACAAGGAUGUGUUUUAUUACUGCCCAGAAUACCCAAACCACACAGAUUCACUGUAGGAUUUAAAUAAAACUUUUUCAAGGCUUCAAGAUGCAGCUGCCAUGCUUCAGUGACUUCAAAGGCUGAAAUCUCACUGCUGAUUAGAAGCAGCCUAAAGAGCUCCUUCUCUUGUGCAAAACCAGGAGAUUGGGAAAGUUUUGGUGAAGAUUACAUGAAUGUGCUAAUUUCUCAGCAGGUAAAAGAAUAAGGAGUUUGAUUUUGCAAUGCAAGCAUGCCAGCCGGCAGGUUUGACACCCAUUCAGGAUGGGAAGUAAAAAAAAUUGUCAUAAUUACACUUUUAGAG